AUGGGGAUGAUAUCAGCUGAACCAAAUUUGUGGGAGAAGUGUGCACGUAAAUUCCCCAAAUUAAAGAAGCAUCGCAAGAAUGGUUUCCUCUGUUUAGGAGCUGUGAGGCCUUGGAGCAUUGCUAGAGGUGACAUGAGUUUCACUUCUACUGAACCGAUGCUACAUGUAGCAUCUGUUAAUGAACCAGUGCAACAUGUACCAAGAGCGGGCAGCGAGAUCAAUGUUGCUCGACCAAGUGUGGGCAGUGAGACUAAUGUUGCUGGACCAAGUGUGGGUAGUGAGGCUUGUGAAGUUCAGUCACCACCUUCCGGUACGUCAGUACAUGGAAGCGGGAAAAAGAGGAAGAAAAGUCAAGUUGCAAGUGUUUUGGAUGACUAUUUGGAGCACAAGAAGAACCAAACAGAUAAGACUAUGGAGGCGUUCCUUGAGAAGAAGAGUCGUGGAGAGGAGUCUAUGGAUAGGUGUGUCCACAUAUUUGAAGCUAUGGAGGAGUUGACAGAUGAGGAGAAGGCCAUUGCAGCAGAGGUGUUCGAGAAUGAAUUGAAUCGAGAGAUGUUUCUGAAGCUAAUAAUUCACAACGUGCGGCUGAUUUGGCUUCGGAGGAAGAUAAGACUGACAGCGCAGUCUGCGAGACUGACGGCGCAGACUGCGGCGCUGACAGACAGCACGGACGCGGAGGUGGGCAAAACCGGUUCAACCGAUAUUGCCUGA
This is a messenger RNA of Zea mays, 711 nucleotides long. RefSeq lists its product as uncharacterized. The coding region runs from base 1 to 711 and encodes 236 amino acids. The record is from RefSeq and is a predicted model, not a curated record. Lineage: Eukaryota; Viridiplantae; Streptophyta; Magnoliopsida; Poales; Poaceae. The transcript has 5 exons.